CAGCAACGCUUCGGUGGCAGUUUCCUCCAAAGAUUUCGAUCGCGGGGCGAAUGCGGCAAAAUGGAAGUGGAUCCCCUCGCACCCAUGCGCGCUAGGGCCUCGGUAUCAUAUGACGGAAUAUCCUCGCCGUACUUGUGCUGCAGUUCUGCUUCGUCCGUUAUUUGAGCGUUUGGCAUAUCAUCAGCGAAGUUUGUCUUUCCUGCACUCGUUUUUACUCAAGCAUGGCUUUGUCGAACCCGUUUCAAAGGCGGACAGCCAAUACCAGAGACUGCUGGGGCUACCGGUUCGAGUGGACGCCUGAACAUCUGACUCCGGAACAGAUGAAACCUAUGAAGUUUUCGUACGAUGUUCUGGCAGAGGAAUGUCUUGAUCGUUUGAACGCUAUCUCGCCACCGCACAAGGGUGCUUUGCCAAGGAACGAUAGUAAUCGUGCCGCGCUAUCGUCAGUUCCGGGCACCGAGGAAGAGAAGAAGGAACCAUUGCCGGUACCUAAGAGGGACCUCUACACUUUACUGGAAGAGUAUCACGACUCCGAUCCCAAGCUUGCAGAGCUUUGGCGCGAAGUACAGACUGUACCAGAUUGGGUGGACUGGGACCAGAUAGCAAGAGGGCAAGAUGUGUUCUACCGAUACGGUGGGCCUGCCCUGACUGGUCUUACUUUCCAAUCGCUACUAGGAGGAAUGGGCGCUGCGCGAGUGGUCGAGACAUUAGCCCGAACUGGAGGCUUUAGCACAAAGGUCGCAAGAGGCAGACUCUUCGAAACCACACAGCAUAUCCUCCAAUGCACACGAACACUAGACGGACUCAAACCAGGCGGGGAGGGAUUCGCCUCGUCGAUACGCGUCCGCUUCCUACACGCCGCAGUCCGACAACGCAUCAUGAAGCUCGCUAAGGAGCGACCCAGUUAUUUCGACGUCGAAGAAUGGGGGAUACCGAUUAACGAUCUGGAUCAAAUAGCAACGAUCGGUACCUUCUCCUCUACACUCAUCUACCUCAGUUUCCCUCGCCAAGGCAUAUUCCUUCGGAAGCAAGAGAUUGACGACUACCUAGCCUUAUGGCGCUACAUCGGGUACUUGAUGGGCACGCCCGAUGAAUGGCUGUCGACCCCAGCAAAGGCAAAGGCUAUCAUGGAGUCACUCCUCUACCACGAAGUCGACCCCUCAGAAAUGUCCAAAACAAUGGCAAACAAUAUCAUCUACGCCCUCAAAGAAGAGCCUCCAACUUUCUCCUCGGCAGACAUGUUGACAGCCAGUGCACGCUGGUUAAAUGGUAACGCGCUCUGCGACCGCCUCGGUUUAAAGCGCGUUUCCGCAUACUACUGGUCGCUCAUGGCUGGCCAAUGUCUCUUUUUCAUCUUCUAUUGCUACACAUAUCGUUUAUUCCCCGAUGCGGAUCGUAGACGAAUAGAUCGCGCAAAGGACAUCUUCUGGCAGUUGAUAGUGAAGGCGAAGUGGGGAUUGGCAGGCAUGGAAACAUCAUUUGAUUUCAAGUAUGUGCCACAAUAUGAUACCUUGACACAUCUGGGUAAUAUUGGAGAGAGGAAGAAGGUGUCUCUCAGUAAUGAGCUGAGGAAUUUGAAGGCGCUCGGGAUUGGAGUGGGGGUGUUGGCUGUCGGGACGUUGGUUGCGGUCAAGGUUGCAGCGAGUGUUAUUGGGAGGUUGUGGUAGCUUUCGUGUAGAUACUUUGUUAGAUGUGCGUAAGUGAAGGCACCUCUUACUUGCCGCACACCCCACCGCCAACAG
Molecule: messenger RNA, 1742 nt
Organism: Alternaria alternata
Lineage: Eukaryota; Fungi; Ascomycota; Dothideomycetes; Pleosporales; Pleosporaceae
Exons: 2
Coding region: 222-1667 (481 amino acids)
Molecular function (GO): oxidoreductase activity
Source: RefSeq, a predicted model, not a curated record